AUGAAGGCACGUGACUUGCAGAGAGCUUGGCUGAAAAUGGAAAUAUCAGAGAGAAAUGGUGGGAACAAGAGAAAGGAAGAAGAAAGACAGAAAAUGGAAAAAGACAUAAUGAAGAGAAAUAUUGAUGUUUUUGAAGAAAAAGAAAAACAUGAAAGGACUCCCAAACCGCCGAUCAAGAAGAGUAGACAUAUUAGUCCCAAGGUCCCUGAAGUUAAUGAUGAAACUAGCCAAGAAAGCUCCUCUCAUUCAAUCCCUUCUGCGACGACUCCUAUUCCAACUGAAGACAAAUCUACAUCUUGUGCACCAAAUCGAGUGUCUCAAGACAUAAUUGACAAACUUGAUGUGCUAACAAAUGUUGUGAAUGAGAUUAAAAAGGAUGUGAAUGAGAUUAAAAGUGAAAUCAAGCUCAUGAAGGAGAAUCAACAACUUCUAAUCACAUUAUUGGGGCAAAGAAAUGAACAAAAGAAUGGUGGAGGAGAAGAAAAAGAAGAGGCAGGUACUGCUGCAAUUGAUACUGAGAAGAGGACGACAAAGAGGAAGAAUAAUGAUCUUGCACAUGUUGAGAAUAGGACGAAGAGGAAGAAUGAUGAUGUUGAUAAUGAGAAUAGGACGAAGAGGAAGAAUGAUGAGUUGAUGAACUCUAAGAGGAAGAAUGACGAGAAGAUGAAGAAGACUAAGGAGGAUGAUGAUGAGAUUACAAGAAAGAUGAAUGAAAGAAAGGAGAGGCGAGAGAGGCUGGCGAUUUUGUCCAAGAAGAGGAUUGCUGAUGAGUUGAACGAUGAGGAGGAUGACGAGUACGAGGACGAGGAGACUGAGGAGGAUGACGAGGAGAUUGGGGAGGAGGACGAGGAGACUGGGGAGGAGGACGAGGAGACUGGGGAGGAGGACGAGGAGACUGAGGAGAAUGACGAGAAGACUGAGGAGAAUGACAAGAUAUGGUAUAGAACAAUGAUGAUUCGCGCCCCACGCCAAAAGUCUCGCAAAUUAAGUUUUGAUGGCCCAGAGGAGAAGAAUGAUGAUGUGCAUGAGGAGAAGAAUGAUGAUGUGCAUGACAAUAAAGAGAAGAAUGAUGAUGUGCAUGACAAUAAUGAGGAGGAGGUGAUUGUGGAGACUGAGGAGAAGAAGAAGGAGAAGAAUAAGGGGAAGGAGAAGGAGGUGAAUGAUGUGAAACAAUUGACUCCAUCACAAUUUGUUGGUAAAAAUUUUCGGAGAAAGAAGAAGUCGAAACAAUUGGGGGACUACACCAACCUUGGUGGGAAAGAGUUUAAACUAAAUGAUCCGGUUAAGGUUAAUCCUUUGUUACGAAUUGACGAGGAAAAGAUGAAGGAGUUGAAGAAAUGGUUAAAGAGUGAUGGAGAGGAUUUCAAGGAGUCGACGGUUUGCUCUGCAGAUCGUUCUUUUUUCAACAGAUUGCUCAAGCCUCAAGAAUGGUUACAUGAUACGGAGAUAGAUGAAAUCUGUCAUCUAAUAAAACGAAGGGUUGCAGAGUUCCCUAAGACAUAUCCAAGAAAUUUCUCAAUUGCUGACUCUAAAUUCUCUCAGAAGAUGAACAAUCGCUAUGAUAUGUUUACCCCGAAUCCUGCAGGCUACAAAUUCGACGAUCUCAUGGAAUACGUAUUUGGUGAAGGAAGUAAUCCUUGGAAUAUUGUUGAUAUGAUAUAUGUACCCUUGAAACUAAAGUAG
Molecule: messenger RNA, 1683 nt
Organism: Impatiens glandulifera
Lineage: Eukaryota; Viridiplantae; Streptophyta; Magnoliopsida; Ericales; Balsaminaceae
Product: DNA ligase 1-like
Exons: 6
Coding region: 1-1683 (560 amino acids)
Source: RefSeq, a predicted model, not a curated record